AUACCUCUCCUAGCCCAGCCAUGCCACCUACUUAUCCCAACUUUCCUAGCCCAGCCAUGCCUUCCACUGGCCCAACUUGCCCCAGCCCACUCUCUCCUGGCCCACCUUUACACCAAACUACCACACCCACCAGCCCCACACCUAUCGCACCCACCAUCCUUUUCCCGAUUUCUGCCUCCGUCGUUCCCAGUCCUGUGCCGCCACCUGCCGUCUCCUCGUCCCUAUUUCUGCCAUAUCUGCAUUCCCCAUCACCAUCCUACGGUGCUGCGCCUCUUGCUUCUGCCCGAUCUGGGUCUGCACUUGAUGCUUCUCUCUCCGCUGCUUCCAUUGGUGAUUGCACUGGUUCUGAUGAUUGCUCUGUUUCGGCUCCUGCUGUUGCCCCGUCUUCUUCCGUUCCCUCUGCUUCCUCGGCUCCUGUUCCUCAACGCACCCAUAGCAUGGUGACUCGUUCACAAGCCGGUGUUAGGAAGCCCAAGAUCUUGCCAUCUCUGCUUCAUACAUCUACUGAUUUGCAGGAACCCAGGACUUUUAAACAAGCUUGUAAUCUUCCAGAGUGGCAACGGGCUAUGCAAGAGGAAUUUCUGGCUCUACAGCGCAAUCACACUUGGGUUUUAGUUUCUCCUCCAUUCGGUGCUAAUAUUGUGGGAUCCAAAUGGGUAUAUCGUAUUAAACACCGAGCUGAUGGCAGUAUUGAGCGUUAUAAGGCUCGCCUUGUCGCGCAAGGGUAUACACAGCAGCUUGGGAUUGAUUAUGAUGAGACUUUCAGUCCAGUAGUCAAGCCCGUUACCAUCCGCACGGUUCUUACACUUGCUAUUUCCAAGUCUUGGCCAAUUCAUCAACUUGAUGUCAAGAAUGCCUUUCUCAAUGGGUAUUUAUCUGAGCCUGCUUAUAUGUCUCAACCACCUGGCUUUGUUGAUCCGCAGUAUCCCGAUCGUGUUUGCCUUCUCCAACGAGCCCUUUAUGGUUUGAAACAGGCUCCUCGUGCCUGGUUCCAGAGGUUUGCUGCUUUUCUUCAUUCCUGUGGCUUUGUUCAGGCAUAAUUUGAUUGCUCUAUGUUUUUAUAUCGCUCAAAUGGUAUGCUGGCAAUUCUGCUCUUGUAUGUUGAUGAUAUUAUUCUCACUGCUUCUACACCGUCCCUUUUGCAUCGAAUCAUCUCUUCAUUGAAGCAGGAAUUUUUUAUGACAGAUUUGGGUGUUAUUAAUUAUUUUUUGGAUAUUAUAGCAUCUUUUAACCCUGAUGGUGUUUUUCUCUGUCAAACUAAGUAUAUAUUUGAUUUGUUGGCUCGCACUGGAAUGUCUGAUUGUAAUGCUGCUGCUACUCCUCUGUCACCAAGGCAAAAAUUGGCUGCUUGUGAUAGUUCUCCUUAUUUGGAUUCCACUCAGUACCGUAGUAUAGUGGGUGCCUUACAAUACCUGACAUUUACUCGUCCUGAUAUUGCUUUUGCGGUUCAUCAAGUUUGCCAAUAUAUGCAUGCUCUGACU
Molecule: messenger RNA, 1481 nt
Organism: Rubroshorea leprosula
Lineage: Eukaryota; Viridiplantae; Streptophyta; Magnoliopsida; Malvales; Dipterocarpaceae
Source: the annotation of a GenBank genome assembly